Messenger RNA from Arabidopsis lyrata subsp. lyrata, 363 nucleotides. Its product is annotated as defensin-like protein 210. The transcript has 2 exons. The record is from RefSeq and is a predicted model, not a curated record. NCBI's taxonomy places the organism in Eukaryota, Viridiplantae, Streptophyta, Magnoliopsida, Brassicales, Brassicaceae. Bases 1 to 282 code for a protein of 93 amino acids.
AUGAAGACAAUUAUUUUGUUUUUAACUUUUCUGGUCCUUUUUUCCUCAUGUACAUCAAUAAUUAUUCAAAAAGCUAAUUUAGACGAGAGAACAUCUCUUGACAAUCCAUUAGCGAGCCCUUCAAUGGAUCAAAUGCUAGUGGAUAUACAUCUUGGACAGUCUCUUCGUCAAGGCGUAAUGGGUUUUUGUUAUGACUGCGGAAAAGCUUGUUUUAGAAGGGGUAAGUAUAUUCGUAGUUGUACAAGAUUUAAAUGUCGUUGCAGUAUUAGUGACAUUAAAUAAGACUUCAUAAUUUUCUUGUAAAAAUUAUAAUAAAAUUAUCGUAUUUAAUAUUCUUCUAUGGUUUUGCUUUACCGUAUUGAA